AUGACUACCCCCGAAGAUAUCGACGCGUUUUUCAACGCUCUUGUUGGUGGGGUUGGCUUGGAGGAGGAGGCACCAGGAAAGAAGGCCCAGCAGCAGCAGCAGCAGCAGCAGCAGGAGCAGCAAGCGCAGCACUUGCAGCAACAGCAGCAGCAGCAACAGCAACAGCAACAGCCGGGCAAUGCAGCGGGUCUCAACGUAGCCCAUGCAGCAGCUGCUGCAGGAUCAGGGGCUGCACCUGCCGCAGCUGAUCCUGCUGCAGCUGCACCUCUCGCUGCUGCUGCAAGAAGUGAAACGGCUUCGUCAAAAUUGCCUGCAGCAGCAGAGAAAGCUGCGGCUCCAGGUCCGGCUGCAGCAGCACCAGCACCAGCAGCAGCAGCAGCACCACCACCAUCACCAGCAGCAACGGCCCUUUCUUCUCUACCAAACCCCUCUGCAGCAGUGAAUACCUCUGCGCCCUUACUGCAGCAGCAGCCCCCUGCGCAGCCCCCUCCCGCUGCAGCGGCGAGCAGUAUCCAUUUGCCGCAGCAGCAACAGCAGCAGCUACAGCAGCAGCAGCAACAGCUGCCGCAGCAGACACCUAUGAGCUGGCAAGGGCGGGAUCCCCCUGAGCUGCAGUGCGAGCCGCCAUACGCGUACGUGCCUCCCGCGUGUACGGUAUCAGCAGCUCAGUCGCAGCAGACAGCAGCGCAGCAGCAGCAGGCAGCAGCGCAGCAGCAGCAGGCAGCAGCAGCGAAGCAGCAGGCCGAGACAGCGAGUUUGUGCGUUUCUGUUGCUGCUGUGGGGCGCCUAAUAGAAAGCAAACUCCGAGAAAACGAACAAAUGCUGUUUGCAAUUCAUGAAAACCUGAAAGUCGGCCGCUAUGGAGAUGCUCUCUGCUACUUCGAGCGCCUGCAGCAAAACCUACUCUUCCUCGCCAUGCUGGCGGACCAGCACCGCGGGGGCUUGAGUGAAGGGUCAAUGGAGGAGCAGCAGCAGGCCUUCUAUGGCAACCGGGAUUUCUGGAGCCACGAGGAGCUGCAGCGCCUCCACCACGCGCUGCGUACGCCGGGGCAAGGUGAGGUGCAGCUGCAGCAGCAACAGCAGCAGCAGCAGCAGCAGCAGCAGCAGCAGCAGCAGCAGCAGCAAGUCAGAUUCGUUUCUGAACGCCUUAAGGCCAGCGGGCUGCUGCUCCUACCCUCUUGCUUCUUAGCUGCCCAUCUGCAGCAACUUGCUGCUGCUGUAGGCAGCAAGAACUCCGCGCAGAUCCUCUCUUACUUGUCACAUGCAGCAGACCGCCACAUGAUGCACCGAGCAGCAGCCGGGCCGGCUGGCAGUGCUGCAGCAGCAGCAGCAGCAGCUGCUGCUGCUGCGGCUUCUGGCUUCGGGACGACGGCUGCUGGCAACUCUGCUGCAGCAGCUGCUGCUGCACCGGCUUCUCUUCCUUCAGGCGGUAUGUACUGA
Molecule: messenger RNA, 1440 nt
Organism: Eimeria mitis
Lineage: Eukaryota; Apicomplexa; Conoidasida; Eucoccidiorida; Eimeriidae
Exons: 4
Coding region: 1-1440 (479 amino acids)
Source: RefSeq, a predicted model, not a curated record